Molecule: messenger RNA, 3735 nt
Organism: Hippocampus comes (tiger tail seahorse)
Lineage: Eukaryota; Metazoa; Chordata; Actinopteri; Syngnathiformes; Syngnathidae
Gene: coro1ca
Product: coronin, actin binding protein, 1Ca
Exons: 11
Coding region: 7-2946 (979 amino acids)
Biological process (GO): actin filament organization; neural crest cell migration
Molecular function (GO): actin filament binding
Source: RefSeq, a predicted model, not a curated record
ACGAGUAUGGGACAGACCCAGGACAAAUUAGAAGGCGGAGAACAGACCCUUGUUGAGGAAUUGGAGGACGCACACUCCGACUGUGGAGAUUCAGACAGUCAAUCAGAUGAUGUCAUGAAGACAGGAAGUGCCUGUGAAGAGGAGGCUGGCAGCUCAGAGGGAAAAAAAUAUUCAGUGGAGCCAGACACGGAAGAUUUGGAUGAAAGUCACAAUCAGGACUUAAUAACACUUUCCAGUGAGAGGCACAUCAAUUUGUGGGUGAGGCAGUUUACUCCAAGCGAGGUGAAACAGGAAGGAGUGCCAGGAAGUGGUCCAGGAAGAGAAGAAGGAAGAAGGGCCACUCCGUUGGGUUCAGCAGGCCAAAACCGAAAAGGUAGAAUAACAACCGAGGAAAGAGCUUCGACAUACAAGGUGUUGACUAAAAAUAAGAUUGGAGAGAAGCGUGCUGAGAAGCAGUUUGAAGUCUCCACAAAGAUCAAAAUGGAAGACCAUUGUGAGGGCAACCAAAACAAAUGCGACUUGUAUGGCCAUAUCGCGCCCUCUUGGGAUUCAGACUCUCUAAUCCUACAAAUGGAAGCAAACAAAGCUCAUCAAGACACUGAUCUAUCGAAUUCACCUGCAGACACCGAACCCGGUUUUAUUUUGGAGAAGCUGCUGAAGAGAAACCGAAUUGAGACGUGUCCAUCUCUGGAAGAAAUACAGGAGGUGGAAACUGAUGAAUUGGACAUGGAGCUGGAUAUGACCACGCCUGUUGCUGCAGCAACCGAAUUCACCACUGAGGAAAGGAACACACCGGCAUACAGCACCCGGAGCAUAUUAUCAUCAUCUACAAUCAAAGCAACACAGGGCGACUUUGAAGUGGAAGAUACUGCUGACCGUUUGACCAAAAAAUCCAAUUUUUGCACAAGUGAUAUGGUGAAGAAAUCCACAAAGGCUCCAGACAACAAGGCAAUCAUUCCAAAUAAAGGUGCUUUAAACCCGUUACAAACUGCUUUACAUGAAAGAAGGUCUUGUGAGGGCAAGUCUGUGACCACUAAGGAGGCCGCGCCAUCCUUUCAGCCUGCUCCACUGAUAGAAAAUGAUGACCAUACAGCAAACUCAGAACAUAUGCCCCAAGAAAGUGAUGACCAAAUGACAAACUCUGAACAUCUUCCCCCGAGAACAAAUGAAGAUGCCAGCUCAAUUUCGAUCCCAUCCAAGACAAGAGAAAGUUACCCGAGGCAGAAUGUUCCCACGACAAACAAAGAAACUGAAACACCAGAGCAGCCUGACAAAAAAUUCGUCAGGGAAAGUGAUGCUGGAGUUUUAAUGAGAGAAAACCCCGCCGACACUGGCAGGUCGAGGCCUGUCUCUGAUCUCAUAAAAGAAAACAUACAGCUCCAUGAGAAGCGUCUCCACCAGGAUUGGUCCAAGCCCGCUGAAGUCAAAUGCGACGAGCAUAGUCAGUCUGUGAAGGUAGCACAGAUGAAGGCCACCUUUGACUCACCUCACAAAUCCCCAGAAAAACGAAUCGAGAGGAAGCCUUCUGUCAGAAAAGAUAUGAAAGGAGUUGUACGGAAGAGCAAAUUCCGUCACGUCUUCGGCCAGGCGGCGAAAAAUGAUCAGUGCUACGAUGAUAUCCGGGUGUCAAGGGUCACAUGGGAUAGCUCGUUCUGUGCGGUCAACCCGAAGUUUGUCGCCAUAAUUAUUGAAGCCAGCGGUGGUGGAGCUUUCCUGGUUCUCCCUCUAAAUAAGACGGGACGCAUCGACAAAGCCUGCCCGACAGUGUGCGGGCACACCAGUCCAGUGUUGGACAUUGACUGGUGCCCCCACAAUGAUCAGGUCAUCGCCAGCAGCUCUGAGGACUGCUCAGUGAUGGUGUGGCAAAUUCCUGAGAACGGCCUCGUGGCUCCCAUGUCCGAGCCCGCCGUGGAACUGAAAGGUCAUUCCAAGCGAGUCGGCGUAAUCACAUGGCACCCCACAGCUCGCAAUGUUCUUCUGAGUGCAGGUUGUGACAACGUGAUCAUCAUCUGGAACGUGGGCACAGGCGAGGCCAUGAUCACUUUGGAUGACAUGCAUCCCGAUAUGAUUUACAAUGUUUGCUGGAAUCGCAAUGGCAGUCUCAUCUGCACUGCCUGCAAGGACAAGUCUGUCCGUGUUAUUGACCCCCGCAAGGAGGAAAUUGUUGCUGAGAAAGAAAAGGCACAUGACGGCGGUCGUCCCAUGAGGGCUAUUUUUCUGAAGGAUGGCAAAAUCCUCACCACUGGUUUCAAUCGUAGGAGUGAGAGACUAAUCGCCCUGUGGGACACGAAAAACUUUGAGGAGCCCAUGACUAUGCAUUGCAUGGAUGCCAGCAACGGGGUGCUCUUGCCCUUCUAUGACCCAGACACCAACAUGGUUUACGUUUGUGGAAAGGGUGACAGCAGCAUCCGCUACUUUGAAGUGACAGAUGAAGAUCCAUAUGUUCACUUCCUUAGCAACUUUGUCUCCAAGGAGUCUCAGAGGGGCAUGGGCUACAUGCCAAAGAGGGGCCUCGAUGUCAACAAGUGUGAAAUUGCAAGGUUCUAUAAACUGCAUGAAAGGAAAUGUGAGCCUAUCGUGAUGACUGUACCAAGAAAGUCUGACCUGUUUCAGGAUGACUUGUACCCUGACACGGCUGGGCCUGACUCGGCCCUGGAGGCCGAGGAUUGGUUUGAGGGGAGGAAUGGUGACCCCAUCCUAAUCUCUCUCAAAAAUGGCUACGUUCCAACCAAGUCCCGUGAUUUCACGGUUGUCAAAAGGAACAUUUUAGAUGCCAAGGUGCCCAAGAGCACAGAGAACUCUUCCUCGGCCCAGAAUGCAUCGUUUCAGUCGGAUGCCAAGCUGGAAGAGAUUUUGAAAGAAAUCAAAUCCCUCAAGGACCUGGUCGGCAGUCAGGAGAAGCGACUUGUCACACUUGAAGAACAAAUGUCCAAACUUGCUAUUUAGGGACUCUUUGCCCGACCUGCUACAAUCCACCACGUUCCACUGGCUGGGAGGACGACACGACCAGUCACAGCCUAACUCCAUGACAGUGUUUCGUCUGGGGCCUGUCUUCGCGGCGAUCCCCAGCAACAUUCCAGAUGAACUUUUCCUAGCCAGACCCAAACCCUCUGCAUAACACAGUUGGAAUAAGGACAUGUGGCAACUUUUGCAGGAACUAUUCCUCCUUUUUUUUCCCCCUUACAAAGAACUGUUCCUCUUUCAUUCUGCGGCUUUUUUUUUAACUUGUAUAACACGUCUUACACUAUCAUUUCCCUUUUUUUUGACAAAAGGGUGAAAUAAUUUCCAAUAAAAACAUUCCCAAUUUUUUCCUUUUAAAUGUUUUGUUGCCAUACGACAAAAUCGGAAUGGCGAUAAAUUGAACUAUUUCUUUGCAUAAUGCUCACUUGGAUGACUUUGUUGAUGAUUGAGGCUGCACAAAUCAACAUUUACCUAUCUUGUUCUUUUGUCCUAUUUUUCUUAAUGUCACAUGCAUUCCUGUAUGCUUUGUGCGGUAAAUGAAAAUGUGCUCCUGUUAUUUUAAUGUGCAGCCCCUAAAAAUAACGCAUUCAUCAAUCACUAGAAAUCUCCUUGGCUUCUGGGAGAGGUUCAGGCACAUUCCACACACGAUAGUCGGGUGUAAUAAGAUCAUCGGUUGCCUUUGAGCAUCGCCAACAAUCAUGAAAAGAGAACGUGACAUUACAUAAUUGGUGAUCAAAUUGAAGAUUGCCACAGAAAAUGGCUCAAGAUAGAUUU